Molecule: messenger RNA, 1520 nt
Organism: Gymnodraco acuticeps
Lineage: Eukaryota; Metazoa; Chordata; Actinopteri; Perciformes; Bathydraconidae
Gene: meiob
Product: meiosis specific with OB-fold
Exons: 14
Coding region: 83-1474 (463 amino acids)
Biological process (GO): resolution of meiotic recombination intermediates
Molecular function (GO): single-stranded DNA 3'-5' DNA exonuclease activity; single-stranded DNA binding
Source: RefSeq, a predicted model, not a curated record
CACAAAUAACCGUCUGGGAAAACAAAGCAGUGACUGUAAAUGUAUUAAAAACUGGACUGGAUUUAAGUGAUGAUUUGAUAAAAUGGCUGCUCAGACGUUCAUUGCCAUCUCUGAGCUGCAUCCCAACCUCUCUCAUCCGAAAGUGGCAGGCAUCGUCAUUGGGAAAUCUGAUGUCAAAAGCUUCCCUGACAGAAAAAAUAUCGGUGUGGACAGAUUCACGUUUGGCUUCACUAUCAAGGACUCGCCUGACUUCUUCGUUAAUGUCACGGCAUGGGGGAACGACUUGUACGUCAACGGGCUCUCCAACAGCUUCAGCACUGGAGACUGUGUCAUUGUUGAAAAUCCUUUAGUUUCCAGCAAAGACCCGGAGAAAGGGGACAAAUUCUGUCCCACAACACCUAGCUUCUACAGGCUGAUGGUGACAGAGGUUCACUCCCAGGUGUCUCUGUGUGCCGAUACGGGCGCCAUCGAGCGGCUGCUGCCUCUGAUCCACCUCCCAGUGAAAGACCCCGGGGAUUUCUACUCUCUGGGAGACAUCGUGGCCAACGGGCAGAGGCUGGAGGGCACGGUGAUAAAUAUACUGGCUGCAGUGAGAUCGAUUGGAGAGAUGAAGCAGUUCAUCACUUCAGACCAACGCAAAGGGCAGAGGCUGGAAGUGAAACUCUUUGAUGACUCCGUGUCUUCCUUCCCUCUCGUCUGCUGGGACAGAGAAGCCAUUCAGCUCGUGCAAACUUUGAUACCCAAGGAGACGGUGCUCUUCAUAGCCGAUGCAAAGAUUGGUUUUGACAGCUUUCGCAGCGGCAUGACAGCAACGGUUAACGCAAAAACUAUUAUCACUCUGAACCCUGACACCAGAGAGGCCAGUCUGCUGUUCAGCUACGCCAAAGAAGUGGCAGAGUCUGGAGCUCUGGAUCAGGACGAGAAGCCAGAAGACGUGCCUGUGGAGUCCAUCACUGACGUGUACACCGUGAGCCAGCUGAAGCAGAAGGCCCAGGAGAUUUCUGAAAUGUUCUUCGGGAUCACAUACAGCUUCAUCUCCAAACUCGACCUGAACUCUUCUGUUUCUAAACUCAUCAAGACUCGCUGCACCAGGUGUAAGUUCAUGGUGACGGAGGAGGAGGUGAGCUGCAGCAACCUGAUGUGUCCGGGCAGGGAUCAGAUGUUCUCCAGCUCCACGGGCUUCGACAUGCUGAUGGACUUCACGGACCACACCGGCACGCUGCAGGCCUGCUCUCUGAGGAGCCCGCUGGCAGAGAAGGCUCUCGGCUGCACGACGGAGGAGUUUACCAAUCUGACUGAUGACGAGCGGACGACAAUGAAGUGGAAAUUACUUUUGGAGAGAUGCAAGAUAUACGUGAAGAUCCUCCCCUCCAUUAAAAUGAAGAGUGGGAUGAGGGCGGUGGUUCUGGACUGUUCUGUGGCCGACCCAGGAGAGGUGAAGCAGCACAUGUCCGCCCUGCUGCAGCAGCCAUGACCAGAACACAUAGUUACAGUACUGUUUUGAUUGAAAUGUAAUAGAU